AUGUCCCUUCGCACGCUGCUCAAGACAAUGGGUUCAGAAAUCAAGAAAGUCCCGAUUCCUCGCCGGGGUGUGGACUAUAGGGGCAAGCUUGUUCUUGCGCCCAUGGUCCGCUCUGGCGAACUUCCCUCUCGCCUCUUGGCCUUACACUAUGGCGCAGACCUAGUCUGGGGCCCUGAGACAGUCGACAAAGCCAUGAUCGGCACGACGCGCACAGUGAACCCAGUUACCAACACGAUAGACUUCACCAAGAUCCCCUCGUUCGGCCACAAGAACCCUCCAAAGCACAUGCCCGAGGCGAUGAUCUUCAGCACACACCCGGAGAAGGAGGCUGGAAAGCUCAUCUUCCAGAUUGGGACGGCAGACCCAGACUUGGCAGUACAGGCGGCUAGGCUCGUGGCGGGUGAUGUCGCCGGCAUCGACGUGAACGCAGGUUGCCCGAAGCCGUUCAGCAUUAGCGGUGGAAUGGGCGCGGCUCUUCUAAAGACUCCGGACAAGCUUGUCGCAAUCUUGGAGGCCCUGGUUGCGAACAUUAUGCCAGAAUUCGAGAUUGGCAUCAGUGUCAAGAUUCGCCUCUUGGACACACCCGAACAGACCGAAGCCCUUGUGCGCAAGCUUUGCGCCACGGGCAUCACUGGCCUCACGAUCCACUGCCGCACGACACCUAUGCGUCCUAGAGAGCGUGCCAUCCGCGAGCAGCUUCGUAUGGUCGCGGAGGUAUGCCACGAGGCGGGCGUUGCUUGCAUCAUGAACGGCGACGUCGAGAGCCGAGACCAAGCAGUCGACCUGAUCAAGGAGUUUGGAGUCGAUGGCGCGAUGAUUGCUACUGCAGCUGAGGCGAACUCGAGCUGCUUCAGGACGGAAGCAGACGGAGGCCUGGCGUCCUGGGAGGAAGUGGCGGCAACAUACGUCAAGUACGCGCUCGAGGUCGACAACAAGUACGGCAACACGAAAUACCUGCUCUGUCAGAUUGUCCCGGGCAAGAGCGCGACAUAUCAAAAGAUGAAUCAGUGCAAGAGCUAUACCCAAAUCUGCCGCGCACUCGGGCUCGAGGAUCUCAUCGAGCUUGCUCAGCAGACUGAUCUGAACAAAGGCGUCGACCCGGAAAAGGGGCCUGGCAAGGGUGGAAAGAAGCCCAAUUCAACCGCCAUGGCGGCCGGCGGCAAGAUGGUCGAGAGCCGGGCUGCGCAGGCCCCUCGAAACAAGUCUCAAAGGGGUGUCGGCGCGCCCAAGGAAACACAGCCAACGCAGCCGGCUCCUGCUACCUUACAAACUUGA
Molecule: messenger RNA, 1275 nt
Organism: Colletotrichum abscissum
Lineage: Eukaryota; Fungi; Ascomycota; Sordariomycetes; Glomerellales; Glomerellaceae
Product: dihydrouridine synthase
Exons: 2
Coding region: 1-1275 (424 amino acids)
Biological process (GO): tRNA dihydrouridine synthesis
Cellular component (GO): cytoplasm
Molecular function (GO): tRNA dihydrouridine synthase activity; flavin adenine dinucleotide binding
Source: RefSeq, a predicted model, not a curated record